UUGCAAGGUUUCUCUGUUCAUUUUAUAAACAGAGCUCUCUGGUCACACUAACCUUGGCUGAACACAGAUGAUGGCGCUUCGUCUCCUCUCUACACUGAUCCUGCUCUCUACCUGCAGCUCUGUCUGUGGACUGAUGAUCUCCAAGGUUUUGGGAAACGAUGUUAAAUUCCCUUUUAGCGCGUCAUGUGGAGCAGAGAAGACUCAGCGUCUGUUCCUCCAUGUGAGAGGUUCUCCCCCCCGGCUGGUAGCGUCUCGGACUGGAGCUCAGGUCUCUCCUGGACCACUUUACACUGACAGACUGAACCACAGUGACUCUCUUCUCCUCCUGAAACACGUGAGGAUGAACGACGCCGGACUCUACCAGCUGACAUGUAACGACCGUGUAGAGACUCUGAUGGAGCUGCAGCUCUUCUUCCCGGUGGAAACGGUCUCUGCUGAGGGUCAAACCGUGGAUCUCCCGUGUCAUUCCGUUACACUCGGUGGAUCCGUGGAGAGUGUGAAGUGGGAGAAGAGCAGCGGACAGGUGGUGCUGGAGGUGGACGGACUCUCUGGAAGCUGGACUCCGGGGGAAGAGUUUCAAGGAAGCCGGCUGUCAGUGUCCAGGGACUGGAAGGAAACAGGGGACUUGUCGCUCCGGAUGGAGGUGAAGGAGGAACACGGAGGACUUUUCUUCUGCUCGGUAACAGAAGGCAGAGUGAAGACCUCGAAGGCAGCAGUGAGGCUGACAGUCAGACCGAACAUCACGGAUCCAGAGAGCAGCGAGACCAGCGAGCAGCCUCAGGAGUCACACUGUGCUGAGACUUAUUGGCGCAAACUCUUCAUCACAGCAGCAGUUGUCCUGAGCCUCAUUCUGCUUCUGUUCAUGGCUGCUGCUGGAUGUUUUCUGAAAAGAAUCAGGCAACGUGUUCUGAAGGCAUCAUCACAAGACAGAAAGAAAGAAGACGAGUGCAACACAGAUGGAAUUCCUCUGAACCCAAGAGAGGCUGAAGAAGGUCUGUCCUCUUCAGGAUCAGACACAAGGAUUCAGCCACUCAGACCCCAUCACCCGCUGAUCAACCAGGGAGCCACAUGUUAUCUGAGCAGCAUCCUGCAGGUUCUCUUCAUGACCCCUGAGUUCCACCACAGGUUGAAUCCAUCAAACACCUUAGAUCAGCAGCUGGAAGCCACCUUCAAGAGCCUGAAAGAAAGAUCAUGUGGAACAGAAAACAUCACAGACAGUCUGGACAUAAAGAACGUCUAUCAACAGCGAGACGCUGCUGAAUGUCUGGAGAGGAUUUUGAAUAAAGUCAGUCCUGAGGCCUCGCAGGUUUUCAAAGGCCAGCUGAAAGACACUACAAGAUGCUCCAAAGGUCACGUGAUCAUGGAAGAGACCAGUCCUUUCUUCACCCUGCCACUGUCGCUCCAAGGCGGACAUGAAGCACCCUGCAGCCUGAAGACCAGUUUCAGUGAGUUUUUCCUCAGGACAGAACACACUGGAGACGACAUGGUGUACUGCACAGAAUGCAGCCAGAAGACAGAGGGGAGCAGUGGAUACGAGAUGGUGGACUCUCCUCAAAUCAUGACUCUUCUCCUCAAGAGGUUUUACUUUGACUUCAACACCAAGUCAGACAUGAAGUCAAACUGCUGUGUGGAAGUGCCGUUUAAAAUCCAAGCCAUGGAUCAGAGCUACACCCUGUACGGGAUGGUGAAUCACAUGGGCAGUCUCGGAGGUGGACACUACACUGCCACCGUCUGGAGCAGGGAGGACAACACCUGGUACCACUGUGAUGACGGUCAGGUGACUGAGGUGGAGCAACAGGAGUUUGGAAGCAAUGAGACGUACAGGUCCCGUUCUGCAUAUCUGCUCAUGUACAGAGCUUCAGAGGCGGAUCGAGGAGUUCAUCAAAGAGGAGGACAAACCCAAACCCCACAAACAAAGAUUUAGGAGGAGACCCGUCUUCAUCGGUCUUAUUGUGCUUGGCUGUAUUUUACUUGUGGUGCUUAUUGUCCUAUUUCUACUGAUCAGAGUCAUGUGAAAGAGAACUGUUCAGAAACAUGAUGAUUUCAGUUUUUAAAGCAGAAUCUGUGGAGCCAAGAGAUUUCAUACAAUUACAGGAUUCACUUUAAUGUUGAUGAGUUCAUCACUGACAGCUCUGCUCUAUUAGAUUUGAAAUACAUUUUAGAUAUGGCGAAGCAGUUUUUAGUAACAAUGCAUUUGAAAUAAAAUGCCUCCUUCUCAGUAAAAAUAAUAAUGCAAAAGAUAAUGCCUUCUUUAUCACCCAUCAAGUCCCACCCCACAUGUCCGCGUUCACUUUUUAACUUUUAAAUCACGUUUAUUCAACAUUUUCAACUGAAAACACAAAACUAUUUUUGUGUUUUUUUACUGCGGUCAAGCCCGCCCUCAUUUCAGAAAGCACGGUCAACCUAGCACUCAAUUGACUCUGUGGUGCGCGCAUACUCUGUGCAUUACGGGAACAGCGUUUUCACAGUGACUUCACAAUAAAAGUUGGGUUAAGUUGAAUGAGAUCUUCCUCAUUCAACAGGAGGCAGUUUGCAGGCACAGGUCCAGGUUUGCCAAGAACAUAUAAGGUGAGUAUUGGGGAUACAGUGGUCUCUCGUUUAUUGCAGGGGUUAGGUUCCAAAAUAGCCCGUACUAAAUGAAAUGUGCAAAGUAGGAUUUCACCCAUUUUUAUCAUUACCUCCGCCAGGCCUGGAGGUUAUGUAAUCACGUGGGUUUUUUGGUUUGUUGGUUGGUUGGUCUGUUAGCAACAUUAGGGAAAAAGUAAUGGACGGAUUGUAAUGAAACUUUGUGGAAAGGUGGGUCUUGGACUAACUUAGAAUCCAUUAAAUUUUGGUGAUGAUCCAGAUCACUGUCUGGAUCCUAGGUGCUGUAGUGUGUAUUACUUUCUUCUGUUGAUUUGAUAAACAUAAACAUACUCAAAAGUGUGUAGUUUAUUCAAGAAAACAUGAUGUAAGAUAGGAUUUCAAUUGAUUACUAUAAAUGUUUCCAUUCUUCACAGAUAUGUUUUUGGGUUAUACCUGCAGUUCAUACUUUACACCAGCAGGUGGUAUAAUUGUUUCUAGUAUUGAUUUAUUUUAUAAAAAACAAAAACAACAUGCAUUUCUUGGAUGCACUGUAUAACUAUGUUGGCAUGUUUUUGCCCGAUCUCCACAAUACUCUUUUUAUAAAAAGAAAAACAGGAACUGUAUAAGUUCAGCAUCAUUAUGCAGUAAAAUAUUUUUUCUUGUCCAUGCAGGGUCCAGUGAGUGGAAAAAGAAAAAACAACUGGAUGGAGCAACUGUCCAGAGCUCUGCUGGACCAUAAAGUGAGCCAUGGGGACAUGAAAGCCUUUUGAAUAAACUGACUUGGAUUUUCCAUUGUCCAAUCAAGCACUUGUAUGAGGGAGAGCAUCAGCGGAAAGACUUCACACCCUUGAAUCGUCCUACAGGAGAUGGGUCCCUCCUUCAUGAGUUAGGAUUAUUGAAAGUAACAAUAUUGCAUCUGGUUCUACCAGAGUUUUUCCCAUGCAGUUGAGGGAGGAUCUGAGGAUGGAAGACGCCAAGAGACAACAGUCCACAUUAUUUGUGACUCUUUGUUACACUGUCUAAGAUGGUUUGUUCUGCACUUUUUAGACUGUGUUUGAAUGUAAUUACCUCACUCACUGCUACAAUUAGAGAAGAAAUUAAAAGAAUGCUCCAAACCAAUCUAUUCACAACAUAUUGUCUACUUACGGAGGUAUUAAUGUUUUUGAUAUUUAAAUGUUUUUUAAUUAAAUUUCUGUCUUUAUCUUGUUUUGAAAAAAAUGCAAUAAACUGUUGAUCUUA
This is a messenger RNA of Salarias fasciatus (jewelled blenny), 3804 nucleotides long. RefSeq lists its product as uncharacterized. Gene Ontology annotation, biological process: protein deubiquitination. NCBI's taxonomy places the organism in Eukaryota, Metazoa, Chordata, Actinopteri, Blenniiformes, Blenniidae. The coding region runs from base 68 to 1924 and encodes 618 amino acids. Gene Ontology annotation, cellular component: nucleus; cytosol. The record is from RefSeq and is a predicted model, not a curated record. The transcript is spliced from 13 exons. Gene Ontology annotation, molecular function: cysteine-type deubiquitinase activity.